AUGAAGCUGCUUUCAUAUUAAUGAGAGGAGGCGGAGUCGCUGGGUUCUCGGCUCAGGCUGCAGCUGACAGCUGGAGAGUGACCGGGAGACACGGGUGCAUAGCAGGAGAGACCCCGGCAGUAGGGAGAGACUCAGGAGCAAGCACGGAGCCCAUCUCCCCGGAGGAGGGGAGCACCAUGUGUAUGGGGGAGAACAGGUCGCGCUGAGUCCAGCUACUACACACUCCUGCUUCCCAUUCCAGCCCGGGCAUCCCAGUACCCCAGCUCUGCCCCCACUGACACUGCUUCUGCCCCACUGCCUGCACAGCACCCCAUCAAUAUACUCCUCUGCACCCACACAUCCCAGUACCCCAGUCCUGCCCCCAGUGCCACUGCUUCUGCCCCCCACCUGCACAGCACCCGACCACUAUACACCCCUGCACCUACACAUCCCAGUACCCCAGUCAUGCCCCCAGCGACACUGCUUCUGCCCCCCCUGCCUGCACAGCAACCCAUCACUAUACACCCCUGCACCCAAACACCCCAGUCCUGCCCCUACUGACACUGCUUCUGCCCCCCGCCUGCACAGCACCUCAUCACUAUACAUCCCUGCACCCACACAUCCCAGUACCCAAGUCCUGCAUCUACUGAAACAUCUUCUGCCCCCUGCCUGCACAGCAUCCUAUCACUAUACACACCUGCACCCAAACAUCCUAGGUCCCAGUCCUGCCCCCAGUGACACUGAUUCUGCCCCCCUGCCAACACAGCACCCCAUCAUUUUACACUCCUGCACCAAAACAUCCCAGUACCCCAGUCCUGCCCUCAAGUGACACUGCUUCUGCCCCCUCACCUGCACAGCAACCCAUCACUAUACACCCCUGCACCCAGUACCCCAGUCCUGCCCCACUGCUCCUGCCACCUCUCUGUACAGCACCCCAUCUCCAUACAUUCCUGCCCACCCAUUCCAGCCCUGGUAUCCCGGUACCCCAUCUUCAGUCACACUGCUCCUGCCUGUACAGCAUCUCAUGCACCCAGUGCUGGCUCCAUGUCUGCACCUAAACAUCAAAGUGCCUAAGACACACCAAACGUCAUGACCAAAAUUUUGGAUUACGCCUAACUCCUUGAUCCCAUGCCAACUUCGACCCUGCAGUUUGCACCUGGUUACUCUACAGCUGGGCACUUGCCACUUCCACCUGAUCCCCAUCCAGCCAGCUGUGCCAGCUGCUGUUCACAUGGCCGAUUUCCAGCUCUUGUGACACCUGACAGCAAGACCCCUUGUGUCCUGGGACCAUGGAUAGUAUCACCAUGCCCCCGGAGGGCAGCUUUCACAGUCCCUUCCUGGAGCUGGAGGACCUGACAGAGGCGGACUUCAUGAGCAAUGUGCAUUUCUCUGAGGCUCUGGAUGAUUUCUCAAAUGAGCUGUUUAACAGUUUCUUCGAUGACCCUCCCCUACUGGACCGGGAUUCCCUACUUGAUAUGGACGUGGAGAGCCCAGCUCCACCCAUACAGGCGGAGCACAGCUACUCCUUGAGUGGAGACUCCGCCCCACAGAGUCCAGCGCUCACUAUAAAGGAGGAAGACGAGGACAGCCCAAGCGAGCCUGGCAGUGUGGUCUGGGCCCUGGAGCAUGAACUCUGCUCGUUACUGGUGAAACAGGAGCAGAAUAUUUUAUCACAGGUAGAGUCCACACAUCUGACUGGGCCUCCGGAGCAAACGUCUGGGGCAGGAGUACUACAGAAUGAGGAGAAUGUCUCCAGAACCCCAAUAUCGCACAUAAAAGUAGAGCCAGGAAUACCAAACCACAUGCUGAAUGUACAACCAGAUGUUUUGGGGGUCAUGCCUCUCACCCCUCCCAGUAGCCACAGCAGUGAUAGCGAUGGCUCUCAAAGUCCUCGCUCUCUACCACCUCCCAGUCCGGCCCGUCCAGCGGCUCGCUCCUCCCAUGCCAUCUCCUCAUCGCCACUGCUUACCGCUCCUCAUAAACUGCAAGGCACGUCAGGACCUCUGAUGUUGACGGAGGAGGAAAGACGCACCCUAGUAGCAGAGGGGUACCCCAUUCCCACCAAACUGCCCCUCACUAAAACAGAGGAGAAGGCGCUAAAGAGAGUUCGCAGGAAGAUCAAGAACAAAAUCUCAGCCCAGGAGAGCCGGAGGAAAAAAAAAGAAUAUGUGGAGUGUCUGGAAAAGAAGGUGGAAUCAUUUACAUCCCAGAACAGUGAGCUGUGGAAAAAGGUGGAGACUCUGGAAAGCGCCAACAGGUCUCUACUCCAGCAGUUACAGAAGCUGCAGACUCUGGUAACAGGGAAAGUGCCAAGACCCUGCAAACUUGCAGCUACACAGACAGGAACAUGUCUUAUGUCCGUUCCCGAAACCUACUGUCCUACGACGAAGGGAACGGGGCUUCAGAAGAGGGUCCCACCACAGACCUGGGAGUCCACAGAAGAGGAAGUUGGGGCCCUGACCCAGGAAUUCUCAACAAGUAUCUCGAGAACACGGCUCACGAAAGGGACAAAUACCUUGGAGAAACAGACCGGGAGAACCGGACAGAUGGAAGAUUCACAAGGGAAGAAGAGGGGGACAGAGGCUCCGAGUUCUUGUAGGGCCGGGGGCAAAGGGAGAGGGAUAGAAGCUGAUCACUAUGCAUGGGGGAGCAAGAGAAAAAAGCUGCUGGGAUUUCUGGAAUCAGAGACUAAGGAACUAUGGUGAUCCCGACGCAGACUAGCAACCCCCGACAACGUUUGUGCCUGCGGAUUCACGGCGUCAGGUUAACGCGUGCAGAGACUUAGUGAUAUAUACUGCCAUCCUCGCCUGUGAGUGCAGUAGAAGAGACUGAAUAGAGCUUCUGCACACCCAGCAGUGUGCGCGUUAACCUUUUCCUGCCUGAGAUGAAAGCACAAGAGUUCCCAACAUCUUCACAUGUUAGAUAAGACUUUGUGGAUACAGAAAGGGCUCAGCAAUCCCUCACGGUGCUAAUAAAUGACUAUUAAAGGCAACCACGCACCCCCGGCUCUGCCAGUCGUCUCACCAGCCAGGAACCCUCCCUCAUUCUCUGCCGCCCCAAGGCCUCUGUCCCUGUAUAGGUGGCAGUUGGAUCGCUGGAGAAGAUUGUUAGUUAGCGCGAGCUUUGUACGCACGGGAGGCUCCCGAUACAGAUUUAUACGCUUUUUCCGCUCAUCUCCGCUAUGUGCCUGCUUCAGUCAAGCAAAAUAAUAAAAAAAGAACAGCAUCAGCA
This is a messenger RNA of Pseudophryne corroboree (corroboree frog), 3210 nucleotides long. RefSeq names its product cAMP responsive element binding protein 3 like 1 (gene CREB3L1). The record is from RefSeq and is a predicted model, not a curated record. Gene Ontology annotation, biological process: regulation of transcription by RNA polymerase II. Gene Ontology annotation, molecular function: DNA-binding transcription factor activity, RNA polymerase II-specific; cAMP response element binding. Lineage: Eukaryota; Metazoa; Chordata; Amphibia; Anura; Myobatrachidae. Bases 1269 to 2684 code for a protein of 471 amino acids. The transcript has 11 exons.